AUGUUGUACGGGUUUCACGGCUACUAUACUACUAAUACUAAUAUAAACGUUCUCUUUUUGAGGAUAUUAAGUUACGUAGAGAUAGGAAGGGUGAGGGAGAGGAGUGAGUGCAGAAAGCUGAUAGCUGAUGGUAAUAAUCUAGGUUUCAAAUAUAUUGUUAAUCCUGCCCCACCACCGGCAAUCGCCUUUGGGACCACUCUUCAUAGAGUUACACUACCGUUGUCGGGACCUGCAUUGUCGUCUUUUAUGCGUGCUAUACAGGGAGAUGCUGAUCGUAGUCCAGGACCGGCUGCUUGUGUGGAUGGAAGAAAUUACUUAAUGAAAAAGACACCUUCAGUCUACGGAUAUGGCCCUAUGGUUAGCAAUGUAGCACGUUCACGCCCACUUCAGAUGCAGAAAUAUGGAACUGAUUUUGUAAUAUGUGAGACGAAAUUGGUAAAGCCUAAUGCCAAGCCUUUCAAUUCUGGAAUUGAACGUGAUGUACAAGAAGAGUUUUUAACGCCACCACCAAAUAUGUAUGAUUAUCAUAAACCAAGUCCCCGAUUCGAAAUCUUGUCAGCCUUUGGAACACGACGAAAAAUUAAACAUCCUGUAGCCUUAAUCUGUUCACCAUACAAUUCGGCCGAAUGCUGCCGUUGCGGCGAGACUCCGAUCGGCGAUUAUUGGCAUAGUUAUAAAACUAACAGCGACAGGUGUCGCCGUUGCUUGAAUAAGGUAAAAUCGCAUUUGAACUGCGUUAUCAGUCAACAUCGACGUUUGCAAAUUCUUCGUCUUUUGUCCGAUUAUAAGAAAAUAAGACAUUGCAGUUUCUGUCACGAUCAUCACGGUACAACGGUUGCUGUGAACACCGUUCCGAUGAAAGAACUCAAAUUAAAAUUUAUAACGGAAACAUAUUUGUCUUUGUAUAUGUGA
This is a messenger RNA of Glossina fuscipes, 912 nucleotides long. RefSeq lists its product as uncharacterized. The record is from RefSeq and is a predicted model, not a curated record. The transcript has 5 exons. Bases 1 to 912 code for a protein of 303 amino acids. Lineage: Eukaryota; Metazoa; Arthropoda; Insecta; Diptera; Glossinidae.